Musa acuminata subsp. malaccensis (wild Malaysian banana) is the source of this 1362-nucleotide messenger RNA. Its product is annotated as protein CHROMOSOME TRANSMISSION FIDELITY 7. Gene Ontology annotation, biological process: mitotic sister chromatid cohesion. Gene Ontology annotation, cellular component: chromatin; nucleus. Gene Ontology annotation, molecular function: protein-lysine-acetyltransferase activity. NCBI's taxonomy places the organism in Eukaryota, Viridiplantae, Streptophyta, Magnoliopsida, Zingiberales, Musaceae. The record is from RefSeq and is a predicted model, not a curated record.
GAUAAGGGGACAUCAAACUCGCCAUGGCGCCCCUCCCUCCUCAUUGCUUGCUCCCGAUUCCGAGAUGCAGCAGGCCAAGAUCAGCGCCUUCUUUAAGCCCUCCCCUGAUCGAAGCGACUGCGAUGGCGGGAAGCAAAAGAAUCGAGGGGAAGCAGAGGCGAAGGCGUCGAGUGGGCCAGCGACUUCAUCGUCCGAGUCCGUCGGCAAGGUCCUUAACAAGAAGCGGAGCUACGCGCAGUACCAUCUGGAGUUGGGGCAGUCCGACUUCCUUCUCCGCUCCUGCUCCGUCUGCGGAAUGAUGUACGCCUGCGGGGAUGAGGCCGAUGAGAAGUUCCACCGGUCCUUCCACAAGAACUACUACGACGGCAUCCAAUUCAAGGGCUGGCGCGACGAGAGGGUGAUCUCGACGACAACUAGUGUUGACGGCGGCCGCAUUCUAUUGGUGGUUGAUGGUGAUCCUCCGUCUCACACGCGCAAGGUCCAAGAAGUGCUUAAGACAAUGGAGAAGGAGCUUGGGUUUACUGAUGGUCACCUUCUCCACAAGCUUUGCAAGGUUUAUCUGUUUAUUGCGAAUCAUCGGAUCAUUGGCUGCCUUGUCGCCGAACCUAUAAAAGCUGCACAUAGAGUCAUACCGAGUUCUCUCUCUGGCAAAUCUUCUAAUGGUAACUUUGAGAAGACAUCUUCAGGCAAACUGACGCAGAAUUUAGAAAGGCAAUGCACGAACUUACAAUUUGGAGGGUUUAGCUUUAAGAGAGAUGUUGCCAGAAGAAGUGGUCUGACAAAUAAGACCCGGGUUGAUCAAUGGGAAACCGGAGCUGUUCUCUGUGAGGAGGAAUCUGUGCCUGCUCUCUGUGGCUUUAGGGCCAUCUGGGUUGUGCCAUCCCAGAGACAGAAGCGGAUAGCCUCUCAACUUUUGGAUUCUGCAAGGAAGAGUUUCUUGGCAGGUAAUAUAUUAGAGCCUUCGCAGUGUGCAUUCUCGCCUCCGACCUCUGCUGGGAGGGCAUUGGCAUUCAGUUUUUGCUGCAGCAAUGCAUACCUGAUUUAUAGGGAGGAUGAUGUCUGAGGAGGUAACUACUUCGAUCUUUGUGCUGAUGGAUCUUUUUGCUGAAUAAAAAUAUCAGUCAACACUGUUCCACGGAACAUAUAUCAACUAAGCAGAGGAAGAGCAAUUUUGUAUUCAAUUGGAAUCAAGCUUGCAAUCAUGAAUGGUUGAUAUUUGUUUGGAGCAUUCUCUCUGCAUGCCAAAAUGGUUACUUCCAAGCAUAUUUACCUAAUGGUGGUCAUCAAAUAGAUUUAGUAAUCUCAUUUUUACUGAGAUUAAAAAUAUAAAUGUUAUCCAAACGCAUCCGUCUAUUCGUGUAU